AUGGAUAUGCUCAAUCCACAAUUUGAAGAAAUAGGCAAGGAAUUUGUUAAUCACUACUUUCAGUUAUUUAACAGUGGAAGGAAUGAAUUGGCUGCAUUAUAUAAAGAUAUAAGUAUGAUGAGUUUUGAAAAUGAUCAAUGUAGAGGAACAAGUCAAAUAAUAGAAAGAUUAAAUAAAUUACCACCUACGGUUGUCCAUAAAUGUUUAAGUUUAGAUAUACAACCAACUCCAAAUAAUGGAAUCUUAAUAUUAGUAUGUGGAGAUAUUAUUAUUGAAGAAAAUAAACCAUUAAAAUUCUGUAGAAGUUUUCACCUUUUCCCAUUACCAAGUGGUGGAUAUUUUAUUUUCAAUGACUUAUUCAGAUUUUGCAUCAGUUAA
Molecule: messenger RNA, 378 nt
Organism: Plasmodium falciparum 3D7
Lineage: Eukaryota; Apicomplexa; Aconoidasida; Haemosporida; Plasmodiidae
Gene: NTF2
Product: nuclear transport factor 2 family protein
Biological process (GO): nucleocytoplasmic transport; mRNA transport
Cellular component (GO): nucleus; cytoplasm
Source: RefSeq, a predicted model, not a curated record